Funneliformis caledonium is the source of this 1266-nucleotide messenger RNA. NCBI's taxonomy places the organism in Eukaryota, Fungi, Glomeromycota, Glomeromycetes, Glomerales, Glomeraceae. The record is from the annotation of a GenBank genome assembly.
AUGCAAAUAUUGGACGCCGGCGGUGUGCAAGUUCAACAUCAACCGUCCAACCAAGAUCCAACAAGACAAUCCUGGAGGAAUAACAGCUCAAACGGUGACCAGGGUAAACGUAGGGAUAAUAGUAGUAACAAAUCUAGACCUGUAAACUUGAAGUCAAUCAACGUGGAACGUGCUCAGAAUAUGGGAGCAACACCUAUUAGAACGCCAAAGACAGCUCAAUUUCCAAGGCAAAGUCAACAACAACAAAUGUAUGUAAUGCAACCGAAGUCUGCAACAUUUGUCAAAAACGAACAAAGACAACAGCAACAAAUGAGGUCUUCACCUCAAAUGUCGAAUAUGAAUAACAGGACUUCGCCACCUCAUAAUAUAUUUAUUUCAAAGUCUCCUCCACAUACCUAUAACUUGUCUAGAAGUCCUCCAAAGACAAAUAACGUCGGUAAUGUUCAGAAUUCUUCAAAUCCACUUAACUUGUCAAAGUCUUCACCUCAAGUUCAUAAUAAUUUGGGAAGAGUUCCUCAAACGGCUACUUUUCCACCAAAAGUGAAUAGAGCAUUAAACCUUCCUAAUCCUCCCAAAACAGCGACCUUUGCAAAAUCAUCCUCUGGAUUUUCUAAAGACGUCAGGCAGACUAUAAGACCACCACAAUCAGCUACAAUUCCCCAACAAGCAUACGUAUAUUUAGGUGAACAAGCAGCUUAUCUUCAAGCUGUAGAACAACAAGCUAGAUUUAGGCGUUAUAGUGCAAGUCCUGCUCCACUUCGAUUUGUCGCUGCAAAUUAUCGUCAAGUUGAAUUAAACCAAGGAACUCCUGUAGUUGUUCUUAGUCAUCCUGAUGAUUCUGAUUCUCAAGGAUCUUCUCCACCAACCCCAGGACCUUUACCUUCCGAUGGUUAUACUGGAACCGAUUAUUAUGACUACUACCCCAUGACAUAUGAAGAGGAAGCUGAUGAAAGUUCUUAUUGCUAUUAUUACUAUGAUCUUCCACAAGAAUAUAUUCCUCCACAAACACCAACUGGAGUAUCGCAUCAACAGCGUUCUAAUACGGUUCCCUCAAUUGCAAAAGAAGAAAGACGUAGAAGUGUUUUUGGAGGUCCAAUGAAGGUGCAUCCUGAUGCGGUUUUACCUAUUCGUCAGCCCAAAGGCCCAGAUAUGGCCAAAAAUUUUGCCACGCGCAUUCGUCGUAAGGCUGUUAACAAGCUUUAUGCUGCUGCUGCUGAGAGAAGAAGCAAGUCGGCUGCCGAUAGAAGAAAAUCCGCAAUGUUCUAA